Molecule: messenger RNA, 936 nt
Organism: Aspergillus bombycis
Lineage: Eukaryota; Fungi; Ascomycota; Eurotiomycetes; Eurotiales; Aspergillaceae
Product: class I SAM-dependent methyltransferase
Exons: 8
Coding region: 1-936 (311 amino acids)
Molecular function (GO): methyltransferase activity
Source: RefSeq, a predicted model, not a curated record
AUGACGAGCCCUGACUCGGAAACGGAAGCCUUGGACGCCGUGUACCUCGAGACCGUAACCAUCCAAGGUCGCGUGUUCCAAAAGUUCUCGGUCGACCACCAGAUAUUUUUUGAGCCGGUGGACGGAAUCCACCGCCAGGAAGAGGCAGAACGACUCGAGCGCCAGCACCAGGUUUUCAACAAGGUUUUCGACAACAGGCUAAUAUUCCCGCCGAUCCCGCAGCCUCAAAAGAUCCUCGACUGUGGCUAUGGCACUGGGUCGUGGGCUAUUGAGACGGCGGAGCAGCACCCCAGAUGCAAGGUAAUCGGCCUCGAUAUAUACCCCUAUAUGAACCCAGACGAUAUACCGGAGAAUUUAUGCCUACAAGUCGAUGAUCUGAACCGUCCAUUCACAUUUCCCCCGAACCACUUCGACCUUGUCCAUUCAAGGCUGCUCGCAACCGGCAUCAACCGAGACCGCUGGCCCUCCUAUAUCAGAGACAUUAAAAGAGUUUUAAAGCCAGGGGGCUGGGUGCAACUAGUCGAGAUAUACUUCAAUGUCCAGUCAGAUAACGGCUCAAUCACCGAACAGCACGCAUUGAGGGAAUGGAGCACGCAAUUAAUGGGCUCUUUGGAGGAUAUGAAGGACCUUCGCGUGGGGACAAGGCUGAGAAGUCUUCUGACAGCAGCAGGCCUGACGGAGGUCGAUGCUCGAAUGAUCCCGCUGCCUCUAUCCGCAUGGUCCAAUGACCCCAGGAUGCGAGAUAUAGGCGCUAAAAACCGUGAGAAUGUUAAAAAACUGCUUCCCGCGUUGGGGCUUUAUCCAUUUACCCAACGACUGCGGAUGCCCCCACAGCAGUUUGCGGAGCUGAUAGCGCGAGCACAGCAGGAAGCCGAUACCCACAAUUUGAAGGCCUACUUUCCCCUGUACGUUUGCAUUGGAAGAAAGCCCCAGUAA